UAACAUAACCAAAACAAUUCUGAGUAGAAUUUAGUGAUUGUUAGUGAUGAUCAUAGAACUUAGUAGCAGUUUCUUUUAAAUAUACAAUUGAUAGAAUAUAUUUUAUACAAAAAUAGAUAUGACGAGAUUUGCAAGGUCUAAAGGCUCAAAAGCCUCAAAUGAAAGGUUGCCAGAGGAGGCAACUUCUUGGUCGGAAAUGAAAUUACAAAUGCAACAGAUUAAAUCUAAUGCUGAGGAUGACAAGAAGAAGAAGGAAGCUGAUAAAGUUAGGCAAGAGAACUACAAGAAGUUCUUAGAACAGGAAGAACAGGAGAAAAAUUCGGGAGAAAAAUGGGCAGAUUUUUCAAAUAUUAUUAGCAUCACAGCCAAUUCAAACAAAAAUGUUACAAAUACUGUUACUCAAGCUGUUAAACGCAAAGCAGAUGGAGAUGAACAGCCAGAAAAAAAAGUGAAAAAGGUACAGAAAAAUAUUGUUCAGAAUGAUAAAAAAGAGAAGCUAAAUGCAUGUGAAGUUAAGAAAGUACGGGUUGAGAAUGCAAAACCUACAAAAAAGGUAAGUAACAUUAGUCAUGUGAAGCCCCAAGAAAAUGGUAAAAAUAAAGAAGUGAAAUCUAUUCCAAAAGAGAAGGAAGUCAUUGUUGGUCAGGUUGAGAAAACCGGUGCUGGUGUUAAUGAUAAUGAAGAAAAAGUAGUUAAUAAUAAAGAUGACAAUCCUUUGGAUGGUGAUAAUGUUAAGAAAGGCAAGAAGAAACGAAAACGUAAUAAAAAACCCAAACAAGUUAAUGAAGAUGGUAAAGAAAUUACAGAGGCACCUAAAGCUGCAGAGGAUAUUGAAAUAAAUAAAAAGGCUAAGGUAAACAAUAAGAAGAAAGUUAAUAAAUUCAGUAAGGAUAAGAAAGACAAAUAUGAUCCAUAUAAAGUGCAGACUGAUGAUGGUAGGAGUAUAGAGGUGGGAUAUUUCGAUACGUUUAUGAUAAAAAAAGAAGAUGUAGCCAGGUUGAAGGAGCUGAAGAAGAAAAUGAUGGCUAAGGGAAUCCCAAAGAGCGAGAUUAAUGCGGCCCUGAAGCUGGAGCGCAGAAGAGCAGAGAAGGCGCUAACUCGAGAGAGGAAGAAGGUGUGUCUGAAUUGUCGGAAGGGUGGGCACAGUUUGGCUGAUUGUCCGAAGAUGAGUGAAUCUAAUAAGGACGCAAUACCGACGGGUAUUUGCUACAAGUGCGGUUCCACAGAGCACACCCACUUCGAAUGCAAGGUGGUGAAAAACCCGAACGAUUUUAAAUUUGCGACGUGCUUCAUCUGCAAGGAGCAGGGCCACAUAAGCAGGCAGUGCCCUGACAACGCCCGAGGCCUCUACCCUAAAGGCGGCGCCUGUAAAUUAUGCGGGGACGUGACCCACCUGAAAAAGGAUUGUCCGACGCACGUUGCCAAGCAGGAAGCCGACAAUUUCGUCCUCGACACAAUCGGUGGCGGCGACGAUUUGGAGGAGUUAGACAGUCGCUGGAAGCCGCAUAGGAACUUCAAACCUAAAUCCAAGAAAGUCAUCAGGUUUAAUAAAUAAGUGACAUCCA
This is a messenger RNA of Nicrophorus vespilloides, 1565 nucleotides long. RefSeq lists its product as uncharacterized. The transcript is spliced from 2 exons. Lineage: Eukaryota; Metazoa; Arthropoda; Insecta; Coleoptera; Silphidae. The record is from RefSeq and is a predicted model, not a curated record. Gene Ontology annotation, molecular function: nucleic acid binding; zinc ion binding. The coding region runs from base 119 to 1555 and encodes 478 amino acids.